This is a messenger RNA of Delphinapterus leucas (beluga whale), 1555 nucleotides long. It is a transcript of the gene SNAPC1, whose product is annotated as small nuclear RNA activating complex polypeptide 1. The record is from RefSeq and is a predicted model, not a curated record. Lineage: Eukaryota; Metazoa; Chordata; Mammalia; Artiodactyla; Monodontidae. Gene Ontology annotation, biological process: snRNA transcription by RNA polymerase III; snRNA transcription by RNA polymerase II. Gene Ontology annotation, molecular function: sequence-specific DNA binding. Gene Ontology annotation, cellular component: snRNA-activating protein complex.
UUUCCUCGGCUACCAUCGGUUGCAGGACCGCGCGUGGCGUCCUAGUUUUGCAGCUAUGGGGGCUGCUGCAGGUUUGAAGGCAGACUGCGAGGCGCUGCUCAGCCGCUUCCAGGAGAUGGACAGCGUACGCUUCGAGGACUUCACCGACCUCUGGAGGAGUAUGAAGUUCGGGACCAUCUUCUGUGGUAGAAUGAGAAAUUUAGAAAAGAACGCGUUUACAAAGGAAGCUUUGGCUUUGGCUUGGAGAUAUUUUUUACCUCCAUACACCUUCCAAAUCAGAGUUUGUGCUUUGUAUCUGCUGUAUGGAUUAUAUAACACCCAACUGUGUCAACCAAAACAAAAGAUUAGAGUUGCCGUGAAGGAUUGGGAUGAAAUUUUAAAAUUUCAGCAAGAUUUGAUAAAUGCACAACAUUUUGAUGCAGCUUAUAUUUUUAGGAAGCUACGACUAGACAGAGCAUUUCACUUUACAGCAAUGCCUACAUUGCUGUCAUACAGAAUGAAGAAAAAAAUUCAACGACCUGAAGUUACUGAAGACUUUAAGGACCCAAGUGAUCAUGUAAUGAAACUUAUCACUUCUGAUGUACUAGAGGAAAUGCUGAAUGUUCAUGACCAUUAUCAGAGAAUGAAACAUAUAAUUUCAGCUGAUAGAUCCAAUCCAGACAAAGCCCUCAGCUUGAUAAAGGAUGAUUUUUUUGACAAUAUCAAGAACAUAGUUUUGGAGCAUCAGCAAUGGCACAAAGACAGAAAGAAUCUAUCCUUAAAAUUGAAAGCUAAAGAUGGAGAAGAAAAGAGUGAAGGAAAUUCACAACAGUCAGAGAGAAGUGAAAGGGCAGAAUCAUUAGCGAAAAUAAAAUCAAGGGCCUUUUCAGUUUUUGUUGAGGCAUCCAAGUCAAGAAGGCAUCGUCAGGUCAAACUUGAUUCUUCUGACUCUGAUUCUGCAUCUAGUCAAGGACAAACCAAAGCAACUAGGAAAAGAAUAAACAAAGAGACAUUGAAACCAGCAGGAGGGAAGAUGUCUUCCAGAAACAGAGGUGACAUGCAAAAUGUACAUACGGAAGAUAAAUCUUUAAGUCUGAGUAUGCCUGUAAUUACAGAAGAGGAAGAGGAGAAUGAAAGUUUUAGUGAAACAGAGUUCACUGCACCCAAGAGGAGAAGAAAACACAGAACAAAGAGCCUGGUGUAGAGUACUUAAUUUUGAGCUUUCUGACAGAAGAAAAGAUGUAUAUUUUGUGUAUUGAACAGGAAGACUGCCAGUAUUAAAAAUAAUUCUGGGAAGCUGUAGGUAUUUCUUUGAAAUGUCAAUACUUUAAUAUAGUUCUAGAAUAAAAGUACAAAAAAAUUAGAGUAUUACUCUAAAAUUUAAUUUUAACAUCUUUUGUGAAAUAUGCAUAAAUGAUAAAAUUUGGAUUUAGAAUGUAAUAGAAAUAAUUCUGUUAUUUGCAGAUUAUUGCUAUUUCCUACAACUUUUUUGUGCUAUUAUACUCUCUUAGUACAGUUCUGGAAGUGUUAGCUAUUCUAUUUAAAAUCUUUUUUCUUGAAAUAUUAAUGUUUAUUA